Molecule: messenger RNA, 1779 nt
Organism: Sungouiella intermedia
Lineage: Eukaryota; Fungi; Ascomycota; Pichiomycetes; Serinales; Metschnikowiaceae
Source: the annotation of a GenBank genome assembly
AUGGGCAGGCGAAAACCACAAGAACAUCAGCUUCGAGCGAAACGAUCUCGUACUCGAUCUGGCUGUUUCACAUGUCGGGACCGCCACAUGAAAUGUGACGAGCAGCUUCCUGUUUGUCAGAAUUGCAUCAACUCUAAGCGAAAAUGCUAUCGAGGCAUACGCUUGAAUUUCACCCAGUAUACUAUCUACGAUCCACAUAAAUCUCUGUCAGCGGCAGGUUUAUCUAGACCACCCAAGUUCUUCCGUCUCUUGGAUCAGCUGAUUGCCGUUCUGGCCCAGUACAAGGAUGGCAGGAACAGCUACCGCAAGUACUUACAUCUCCACAAUCCUGAAGACUUGGAGGAGGCCGAACUCCGCCAUCUCCAGGAUAUGAGUAGCAACAGAAGUGCCAGUACGCCCACCACUGUGCAUCCGGUGGUUUACAACGCCGACCCCAUUCAUGAGGUGGUGGAUCCUGGCAUAAAUGACGCCUGGUUUUUUCAUCAGGGUGCCGAGCCAGUAAAUUUUUCCGAGAACACCAUCCUGGAAAGUUUUGACAUUAAGAACCUGCUCAUGAAUCCCGUUUCCCUUGGAAUGAUGCCCAGUGUAUCUGAAGGGCCAGCUAUGAACACUACGUUCGAACCUAUGGUGGACUUCAGUUCACAAAAAAAGUCUGAUCCACAGCAAGCGCGAGACUUCUCCAGUGUAAGUGAUCCGGGACUCGUAUCUACUCCUUUUGACUCGUAUGCAUUUGUGAAAUUGAUCCAGGAUCAACGAUACUAUUGGAUUCUUGAUCUCUUCAAUGAGAUAGACGUAUGGAAAUCCAUUAUUCCCAGCUAUUGUGUCCGAAUUGUGCAAGCAGAGUCUGACGACAAGUUCCGGAAACGUAACCCAUCGUUUUUGCUAGACUGCUUAAUGGAUUGUAAAGAAUUCACCUCUAUGGACAGAGUUUUACAUAACGCCAGACAGCAACUUAAUCAUUGGAAAGAAUUCGACCAUAGAGACGUCACCGCUACGUCCUUCAAGGGAUUCGAGCAAGUACUACUCAGCAUCGUCCUAAUCCUCCUCAGCAUGAUUCUACAGGUGGUAAAACCGACAUUUCUUCUCACAGAGUCGUUUAAUAUGGUCCUAGCCAACCAAGGAAAGAUGAUCCGCAAAGUGGUUGCACGCUACGAAAGGUUUCCUGAGGCAUUGGUGAAAACCAUGGCUGGAUCAUUGAUGUCUACCGCCUCUCUUCAAGCCAUUGUGAUUCUCCGGUUUCUAUUGAAGAAACACUUGCAAAAAAUAGACAUGUCUCUCAAUUCCCGAUUGUUGCCUGUGCCAUUUGACGGUGAAGACGUUCUAAGAUCUACCAUCAGCUACGACUCACAUGCGUCCUAUGAGUUAGGUGAAUUCUUCACUCUUACGCCAUUUGAAGUAGGCCAAGUGGCCACCAAAUUCCAGGACUUCGAUAUUAAUGAAAUUCACAAAGGCAAACCGUCCGAUGCUGCCAAAUUAAGGAAUUUUUUUUGGUCGUUAGUGGAGUUCGAGAAUUUCGGGGGCAAAGGUGAUUUGGAUUUUCUCGAUAGCCUACAACCACAGGAUGUAAUCCCUGACAAAGACACCAAUUCAUGGGCGUUACGACCAAGCGAUAAAUGCAUCGCUUUAAACAUUCUCGCAGCAUAUCUACAGAGCACACGAAGCGAAUAUGCUCCACUUCAAAACACAAAAUUGCAUGAGAUUUUCAACAAAAUCAAUACCUCCACCACGAAGGAGAAAGCAAACUGGACAUCCUACUUCCGAUGGACCCUCAAUAAUUGA